UUCAUGUUAACCAUAUAUAAAUCUAACACGCCAAAAAUUAUUCAGUUAGAGACUUUUUGUAAGUCUUUCCAUUUUUGUUCAUCAAAGUAUACUGCUAUGUGAUGGAUUCUUUCCAUAACAAUACACGACCAUCACAAUCCACUUCUCGUAAUGGAUCUUUCAAAGAUUUUCUUCUUAUAUCUCCAGUUGUUCAAAUCCAUCUCAAAAAGGUUUAUCUGUCAUUGUGUUUUUCUCUUCUAGCAUCUGCAGUUGGAGCUUAUCUUCAUAUCAUUUGGAACGGUGGUGGUUUGCUGACUACUUUGGCAACCUUGGGAUGCAUGUGCUGGCUACUUGCAAUUCCUACCCAUGAAGAGAAAAAGAGAGUUUCUCUGUUGAUGCUAUCUGCCCUUUUCCAAGGGGCUUCCGUUGGUCCUUUUAUCAAACUGGCCACUGAUUUUAACCCCAGCAUUCUUGUAUGUGUAUUUGUGGGAUCCGCGAUUGCAUUUGCUUGUUUCUCAGGAGCAGCCAUGCUAGCAAGUAGAGAGUACCUUUGUCUGGGAAGGCUUCUGUCCUCUUGUGUCUCCGUCCUUUUAUGGGUACAUUUUGCUUCAUCUAUCCUCGAAGGUUCCUUAGCCUUCAAGUUUCAGUUAUACUUUGGCCUUGUGGUUUUUGUUGGGUACAUGAUGUUUGAUACGCUAGAUAUCAUAAAGAAGGCUCACCUUGGAGAUUUGGACUAUGUCAGUCAUGCACUCAUGCUUUCCACUGACUUUAUUGCAGUCUUUGUCCGCAUCCUUAUCAUUAUGACGAGGAAUUCAGAUGACAGAGCAAAGUGGAGGAACACAAGAGAUUAAGUUCUGUAAUGCAUAGAAAAAAUGCAGCCGCAUCUUGUUAUGUUAUUGCCUAUGAAAUGUGUAGAUGCUAACGAUGGAAAACGAAUUAGGAAAAAAUAACAUAUCAUUGAUAAAUAUUAUCACUCGGUUUAACAAAAAUUCUUCACAAUUUACCUAUAGGUACCAGCAGGGGCUGCGCCCCCCUAAAAUUUGUUGUACUA
Erigeron canadensis is the source of this 1030-nucleotide messenger RNA. RefSeq names its product bax inhibitor 1-like. The transcript has 6 exons. The record is from RefSeq and is a predicted model, not a curated record. Gene Ontology annotation, cellular component: membrane. NCBI's taxonomy places the organism in Eukaryota, Viridiplantae, Streptophyta, Magnoliopsida, Asterales, Asteraceae. The coding region runs from base 102 to 830 and encodes 242 amino acids.